Molecule: messenger RNA, 3418 nt
Organism: Vespula vulgaris
Lineage: Eukaryota; Metazoa; Arthropoda; Insecta; Hymenoptera; Vespidae
Product: zinc finger protein OZF-like
Exons: 3
Coding region: 537-2267 (576 amino acids)
Biological process (GO): regulation of transcription by RNA polymerase II
Cellular component (GO): nucleus
Molecular function (GO): RNA polymerase II cis-regulatory region sequence-specific DNA binding; DNA-binding transcription activator activity, RNA polymerase II-specific
Source: RefSeq, a predicted model, not a curated record
CCGUCGUCGUCGUCGUCGUCGUCGACGCCGUCAUCUUCGUAACGUGCGAUAGAAGCGAUAACAUAGGACGAUUAAACGGUCGAGAAUACGGCGGCAAUAGGCGAGUUAUAAAAGGAAAGUGCUUUGACAGAGCGCCGUGAAAGAGAAACUGGUUGUUGCUUGCGCACCAGCUAUGUUGUAACUUUUGACCAGUUCGAUGGAUAGGAUAUGUGACUUCCAUUGUAAGUACCAGGAAAGGCGCGAGGAUCGAUCUUAAUUCAUUUAACCGAUCGCCCACGAUACCGUUCGCGACGAUGUUUUACCAGAGAGACGUCGAUCGCUCCGUUGCAAAAAUGGCCUAUCGUUACAACAAAUCCGUCGUGUUGUGUUUGAGGUUAUAUUAUCCAUUUUAGUAAAAUUUUUGGCUGCACCCAUCGUGUACAACAUUAUUUAUAUCUUUUAUCUUAGAAUUGUCUUCUUUUGUUCUCUUUCUCGACACGUUUGAAAAUGCAUGUAAACAAGUAAAUCAAUUUCACUUUCAGAGUGAAGUAUAGCAAAUGGAAGGUUUUAAGGUGAAAGAUGAACCGAUGGAUGCAUUAGCCAUAGACAGUCAGGUUAUGGACGAAAAUAUUGUAAGCGUCGUACUUAAAGAAGAACCUGGAGAUAGAUUCGAUCCGGACUACAUGGAGGAUAUAUGCUCUGGUACUUUCGAGAAGGUAUUCUUACCUAUCGAAAACAGUGAAGUGGAUUUUUCCAAUGAGAUGGUAAAGUUAGAGCUGGAGGGAGAAACUAGCGGACAUCCGAACUGGACGGCACAGAUCACGGCGACUAACCUUUGCGAGAAAGAAGAUGGCAUACCGCAUAGGUGUUUAAGUGCGGCGGACUUUAUGCAAGCUCAAGACGCCGAGAAGCAUCCUGUAUUUUGUGCUAACGGACAGCAGCCCAAAUUUUACAAGAUUCAAUGUUCCAUCUGCAAGAAAUGGUUUCUUAACAACGAUUCUAUGGUCACGCAUUUAAGAAUGCAUUGUAACGGGAAUCAGUGCGAGGUUUGUCAGCAAAACUUUCAAGACAGUUCCAGCUUGCAUGCGCAUAUGUUAACACACGUCGGUAUGAGUCCACUGGAGUGCAAUGUUUGUCAGAAGAGAUUCGCUUAUAAGUGGUGCUUAAGAAAUCAUAUGCAAAUGCAUUCGAUAGAUAAACCAUAUGACUGUGAUGCUUUGCAACAGGGAUUUAUGAAAAAGCCUGAAGGCAACGACGAGCAGUCGUUGAGUACGGGAGAAAGACCCUUCGAAUGUGACGUAUGCCAUGCUACGUUUCGAGAGAAAGGAAAUUUGAAUCGACACAUGCUGAUUCACACCGGUGAGAGGCCCUACAAAUGCGAGAUAUGCUACGCGGCGUUCAGGGAGAAAGCUAAAUUAAAUAUUCACAUGCCCAUUCACACGGGCAUGAAGCAGUUUAAAUGUACCAUGUGUCACAGAUCGUUCGCCCAAAAAACUGCUCUCAACAAUCACAUGCUGGCGCAUAGCGGAGAAAAGCCGCACGCGUGUAACAUUUGCGAGAAGACGUACAAAAGGAAAUCGGAAUUGAUCAGGCAUACGAUGGUUCAUACCGGCGAACGACCUUACGAAUGUAAAGAGUGCCUAAUGACGUUUAGGGAAAAGGCUAAGCUAAAUUCUCACAUGUUGGUUCACACCGGCGAGAAACCCCACGAAUGUCAUAUAUGCCACAAAGCGUGCGCGCGCAAGUCCGAUUUGAACAGUCACAUGUUGUUGCAUACCGGCGGGCAAUACGAUUGCAAGGUUUGCGAUAAAAUUUUCACGCGUAAGUCCGAUCUGAAUAGACAUACCUUGAUACACACGGGUGAAAAGCCGUUCGCGUGCGAUCUCUGCGACAUGGCGUUCAGAGAAAAAACGAGAUUGAAUUCUCAUAUGCUGAUACAUACCGGUGAUAAGAGGCACGCAUGCCAUAUUUGUCAGAAAACGUUUAAAGAAAAAUCGUCGUUGAGAAAGCACAUGUUGAGUCAUACGGGCGACAGACCGUACGAAUGUUACGUAUGUCACAAGGCGUUUACGCAAAAGACUACUUUGAACAGUCACAUUUUGGUACAUGCCGGGGAAAGGCCUUACGAGUGCAGCACUUGUCAGAAAAUUUUUAAAGACAAGGCUGCGCUGAAGAAGCAUUUAUCGAUGCAUAUCAAUGAAAAGAAUCACGAAUGUUUGAUUUGCUUAAAGAAAUUUAGUCAUAAGGCCGCAUUGAACAGUCACCUGUCGACCAAUCAUACAUCUUAAUCCGUGAAGAUCUAGUCCGAUUUUUCUUUACAUCGAGCGCACGGUAAUGCUUGUAGCCGUAUUACGUGCUCACCGGUCGUACAAAAAGACAUCGUAUUUUAUUACUUUCUCUCUCUCUCUCUCUCUAUCACUACCUUUUUCUUCUUUUUCUCGUAUGUACCGCAGAAAUAAAUCAAUUUCCAAGUAUUUUUAUAUUCGCCGCAUUGGACAUCCGUAACGGAAAAUUUGACGAACGAACGACAUUCAUUUUUUUUCUGCUUUAAACGAAAUUAACAUAUUUUGACGUUCGUCGAGAGAUUUGGACGUAAUUUUAUUUCGAUUGAGAUGCGAUGCGCAACGUGAGAUGUAGGGACGUCGCGAGAUCUUUCCUUGGAUUCGAUUUAAUUACAAUUCAUCGAUAUAUAACGAAUAAUUAUUAUUCCGAUGUGACGCGUAUUGAAUGGUAAAGGAAAACGUAAAAGAGUACAAUGAAAUGUAUAUUCUACGUAAAGUUCAAAAUAACGAGUACGCAAAUUAUACGAGGGGUCAAUAAUACAAUUUAUCGUGCGAAUGCGAGUUUCGUCGAGAAACGAGAAUACGACGUUUCGUUGUGAUAACGUCGAGGAACUUUUAUUUUUCUUUUUUUCUCUUCAUCUUUUUCUCCUUCUUUUUUUUUUUUUUCCUUUGAUGCGUUCUUUCCGGCAUAGUCGUACGUGCUAACGAGUUUUAUCAUACAAUAUCGUUUAAUCCUUAUCGUACCGUAGCUACGAUAUUUAUCCGGAAUAAUUGACUGUGAUUAGCCAUCCUUGCUCGAUGGUCAUUAAGAAAGAAAAUUAACGAUUACGACGAAAGAUUUUCCUUUUACGAAAUACAUACAUAUAUCCGAAUGGGGUAAUAUCUUUAUAUAAAGAAAGUAAAAGAAAAGAAAAGAAAAAAUAAGAGACUGUGGCAAAAAUAUUAUACUUUACUCAUUCCUUCGUUCUGUACACGAUAAAUAUAAUAUAAAUAUAAGUGUUGAUAACUGUAUAAGAGAUAGUUUUAUCAACAUCAUACAUUUUAUAAACUUAACUAAUAGAACGGAGCGAACGAUGCGUGAAUUAAGUUGUAAAGAGGAUCAAAGAAAGUAUAUUAUACAAAAUAUUACGAUACAAAAUAUUAUUUGACAAUUGUGA